This is a messenger RNA of Heterostelium album PN500, 1086 nucleotides long. RefSeq names its product guanine nucleotide-binding protein subunit alpha (gene gpaA). Lineage: Eukaryota; Evosea; Eumycetozoa; Acytosteliales; Acytosteliaceae. Gene Ontology annotation, molecular function: G protein-coupled receptor binding; G-protein beta/gamma-subunit complex binding; guanyl nucleotide binding. Bases 1 to 1086 code for a protein of 361 amino acids. Gene Ontology annotation, biological process: adenylate cyclase-modulating G protein-coupled receptor signaling pathway. The transcript is spliced from 3 exons. Gene Ontology annotation, cellular component: heterotrimeric G-protein complex. The record is from RefSeq and is a predicted model, not a curated record.
AUGGGAAAUUUUUGUGGUAAAGCAGAGAUGGGUACAGCCGAGGAAAUCAAGGCUAAUCAUUCCAUCAAUCAUAUGUUGAAACAAGCAAGAUCAAAAUUAGAGGGUGAAAUUAAACUACUUCUUUUGGGUGCUGGUGAAUCUGGAAAAUCAACUAUUGCUAAACAAAUGAAGAUUCUGCAUUUGAAUGGUUUCACAGAUGAAGAAAGAUUAUCAUAUAAAACUAUUAUCUAUAAUAAUACAGUUGGUUCAAUGAGAGUUUUGGUCAAUGCCGCAGAGGAACUAAAGAUUGGUAUCAGCGAGAGCAACAAGGAAGCAGCAUCGAGAAUCGCCAACGACUUGGGCGAGCACUUCAAUGGUGUUCUCACACCAGAGUUGGCUAAAGACAUCCAAGCAUUGUGGGCCGAUCCAGGCAUUCAAACCGCCUUUUCCAGAUCAUCAGAGUUCCAGUUGAACGAUUCCGCCGCAUACUAUUUCGAUUCGAUCGAGAGAAUCUCCAAACCAACCUACCUGCCAUCGGAAGCCGACGUCUUGCGUUCGCGUACCAAGACCACCGGUAUCAUAGAGACAGAGUUUGAGGUGCAAGGAACCAGCUUCAGAAUGGUCGACGUCGGUGGUCAGCGUUCAGAGCGUAAGAAGUGGAUGCACUGUUUCCAAGAGGUCACAGCCGUCAUAUUUUGCGUGGCACUCAGCGAGUACGAUUUGAAACUAUACGAAGACGACACCACCAAUCGUAUGCAAGAGUCACUGAAGCUCUUCAAGGAGAUUUGCAACACCAAGUGGUUCUCAGAGACUGCCAUGAUCCUCUUUUUGAACAAACGUGAUCUCUUUGCCGAGAAGAUUACCAAAUCACCGCUUACCACCUGCUUCAAAGAAUAUAACGGUGCUUCCACCUACGAAGCUUGUGCAGACUACAUCAAACACCAAUUUUUGAACCAAAACGAAAAUCCAAAGAAAUUAAUCUAUCCACAUUUGACUUGUGCUACCGACACCUCCAAUAUUGCACACGUAUUCAACAGUGUAAAAGACAUCGUACUCAAUAUUACAUUAGAUGAAGCUGAAUCUGGUCUGUUUAAGUUUUUUGCUUAA